Kwoniella shivajii is the source of this 1809-nucleotide messenger RNA. RefSeq lists its product as uncharacterized. Gene Ontology annotation, biological process: regulation of DNA-templated transcription. Gene Ontology annotation, molecular function: zinc ion binding; sequence-specific DNA binding. The record is from RefSeq and is a predicted model, not a curated record. The transcript is spliced from 7 exons. Bases 1 to 1809 code for a protein of 602 amino acids. Lineage: Eukaryota; Fungi; Basidiomycota; Tremellomycetes; Tremellales; Cryptococcaceae.
AUGUCAAUAUCAUCAGAGUCAUCUUUUUCUUCCUCUUCGUCAUUGGGACCGAAACCACCACGAGUUGGAGGUAUUAGAUGUUAUUGGGCAUUGGUAACUCCGUCAUAUAUACCCCUCCCACCAAAUCAGGAUGGUACAAUACAAUCAGGAAGCAGACUGGAAUUGGAAUUCGUGCAUCCGGAUCCAAUGUUAGGAUUCCAUUUAGCAAAGCAAAAACUUAGUAUGAUGGGUAGGAGCGUUAUCGAAUUCAUACAUCCUGCAGAAAGAGAACAAGCCAGGAGGGAUCUCACUAAUGCCAUCAGUGCGGAUGAUCUUCAAGGAAGUGUGACCAGAGUGCGAUUUGCCAGACUUUCUCGGAUACGAACAAUCCUAGGAUGUCCUCCGGAAGAGAACGAUUUUCCUCAUGAUGCGGAUAUGUUUGCGGAGAACGACGAGUACCUAAUACUGGAUCUGGUCCUGAACUGGGUUGCCGAUGGAUUACUUCUUGCUUUCUUCCAUGCUAUCAAGGACAAAGACCCAAUUGCCAAUAAUGAUCCUAGCCUAUCACAUGAAGAAUGGACAAAUUGGUGCGGUACCAAAGUUAUGCCCGAUGAUCAAAUUGACGCACUACAUUACAAUAUUGCGAAAUCGAUUCCACCUGCACCUCCAUCACAUUUCCCGCCUUCACGUGUCUUCCAAUUACACUACUGUACACCUUCAUUUGACCCCUCGAUAGCACCUGCUCCACCUCAUCUGAUAUUUUCAUGGCCACCGGCUCGAUCAGUCGGAGCUAAGAUAGAACCUGAUGGAAAGUACAACGCCGAGGAAUACUGUGAACUCAUGAAAGGAGUAGACAUGGAUCCAUCUCAACUCAAUGCUGGACCAGGAGAGCUGAGAACGAAUUGUACAACGCGUUAUGGUGCUCAACAUUCGAUAACGACUGAAGGUGUUUAUCGUCACGUUACAAGCGUUUUCAUACCUUAUGGCAGUUUGAUCUUCGCCUGCUUUCAAACGACAAGGAUGUACGAACUACAAGCUGCUCGCCAUAAUGGGGUAGAUCAUUUAGCAAGUCCAACUUUGGGAAACGAUUGGAAUUCACAUAUGCCUGCUUCUUCUUCUUCAAAUUCUGUACCCGCGUCUGAUGGAUAUCAACCACAUUCUCAAUCAGUCUCCCAGCCACCGGCACCACAACCUGUUAUGCACGCCAACCCAACAUGGCAACAGUCAGAUCAAAACACCCUUCCCCAUCCCUCCGAAAACGAGUGGGAUUCUACAGCUUCUUACCCAAAUACAUAUCAAGUGCCCAUCGCAUCGUAUGAUCAGGUAAACCCCACGCAGCGUGAGAUGGGUUAUCCAACCCCAUCACCAUCGACGACACCCUACCCUCAUUCUCAUUCUCAACGUCAUCAACAUUAUGCCGAAGAACAUACGUCGACCUCAAUACCUCACGGGGGUAUUCCCCUAUCGAGUUCGAUGAGUAGUCACCUCUCGUCUGGGGCAGGACCUAGUCCACCUCCAAUACCUACUGGGCAUGGCCAUGUGCACUCGCUGAGCAACGGAGGGGGAAGCAAUGGAUCAGCUAGUUCUCGUCCCUUAGUCAGACCACCUGGCAAUGUGGAAUGCUGUAUUAUGUGCGGUAUAAGAGAGAGUCCGGAAUGGAGAAGAAAUGAAAGUGGAAUAAAAGACUUGUGCAAUGCGUGCGGAUUGAGAUUGGCUAGACAAGUAGCUAAAAGAGAAGGAAGACAAAAGCCAAGAAAGAAGAAAGAUAGCACGGGCGGUAGUAGCGGUGUAAGAGGGGACGGUGCGACAAAAGAUCAAUACGGUAUAUGA